Molecule: messenger RNA, 1539 nt
Organism: Chironomus riparius
Lineage: Eukaryota; Metazoa; Arthropoda; Insecta; Diptera; Chironomidae
Source: the annotation of a GenBank genome assembly
GCAUACACAGACUGAAUAUCAACAAAAGGUACCACAUUAUAAAGUUUAUUCACCACUGACUGUAUGGAUACAAACAAAAAUGACGUUGAAUACGAUGUCAGUGUAUAAAUGACGUUUUUAAAAAAGGAAUAUCUCAAAUUAAAGCAUAAAAUUUAAAAUAAUACCAUUUUAAAAUAAUUCAUCACUAAGGUCCUCAAACAUAACGAUAAUAAAUUAGCAACAUAUUUUUAAGAAUCUAUAAAAAUGCUCAAAAGUUGAUGAAAUUGCGAGGAAAUUGAUUAAUGAAAAAAUUAAAUAAAAAUUCAAGGCAAAGAUGUCGAGUAGUGAUUUAGAUCAAAAACCCUUUAUUUUGCCAUCGGAAAUGCACCAGAAAAUACUAGCAGAAAAUGAUAGACAGUAUGAGGAUGAAUUAGAAGUGAUGAGUGAAGAAGUGGUCAGUGUGGAACUAAACGAUUCAUAUCGAAAACGUAGAGGAAUCCUUCCAAAACGAGCUGUAAAUGUCUUAAAGAAUUGGUUAUAUACUCACAGGUUAAAUGCUUAUCCGACUGAAGAUGAGAAAUUUAUGCUCUGCCGAGAAACUGGACUGACGAAUUUGCAAGUCUGCAAUUGGUUUAUUAAUGCACGACGGCGGAUCCUGCCUGAAAUGAUACGAAAAGAUGGACAUGAUCCAAAUAAAUACAGGAUAUCGAGAAAAGGGAAGCAUUUGUCAGACGACACUUUCCCACCGCACAUGCUGUCACCGACAAUGAAGCAAAAUUUAAAAAUGAUGAAAUUUGAAGAUUCGGGAACGGAGGUAGAAGACGACGAAAUGGAUAAUAACGAGCACCAAUCACCAGAAAUUAUUGACGUACAGUCAGGAUCUCUUGCUUUUAUGAAAAAUAAUGAAAUGAAGAUAUCAAAUGACGAUUAUGAUGAGAGUAAUUUAAUUUAUAGUGCUUCUGCUGUUAACAAGCCCAAACGCAAAUACAAUAAAGUCAAGAAUCAAGAAAAUCAAAUUGGCAAUGAAUCAAAGUCAAAGCGUAAAUACAAGAAGCGCAAGGUUGAUUCUAAAAGAUCGGACGAUGAAAUUGAGAUUGAAGAACAUAAAUACGUGCCUAUGUCCGAAGCAUCAACGUCAAAUGACUAUUUUAACAUUUCUCAUCCGCGCUUUAAUCAGCUCCAAAGUGAGUCUCGACGAAAAUCCACACCGCCAAUUAGAAUUCAGCAAGUUCCAGUGCCAGUUGUUCCAACAAUAAGUCAACAAGGAAAUUCUCGCAAUAGUGUUCGUGUACGAGGAGUCAUACGUGAUCCCAAUAAUUCUAAAUGUCUUUAUUUACUCAUCGAUUCAUCGAAUUCAUAAAACAUACAGCAACAAAAAAAUUAAAAUUCGGAGGAUUUUUUUUUGUUUUUUUGAAAAGAAAUUUUGUAGAUUUUUAUGUUUUUUUUUUGAGAUUUUUAUACACAACUUUUGUAAAUUAACUUAACUCCUCCUUAGUACCGUGUACUGAGAUCUAAUGUAUACAAUUUAAAUAUAAUAUAAUUAUUAUUUUCUCAUAAUAA